GGUGGAUAAAGGGGCCGGGCGGGAGGCGGCCGAGGUCUCUCUCCUCGGACCGAGCAGCGGGCGCGCCGCGGCACCAUGGCGAGCGAUGGGGACACCCAGAAGCUGCGGUUCGGGCCCUGGCUGGUGAGCGCCGUGAGCAGCGGGAACUACCAGGGGCUCUGCUGGACAGACCCGGACCGCGGGGCCUUCCGCAUUCCCUGGAAGCACAACUCCAGGAAGGAUGUCACCAGCAGCGACCGGGAGAUCUUCAAGGCCUGGGCAAAGGCAAGUGGACGGUAUGAGGAGUGCCCUGAGAACCCAGUCAAGUGGAAGACCAACUUCCGCUGUGCCCUGAAGAGCACCCACAUGUUUGUGGAGCUGGAGGACCACUCCAGGUGUGGCAAUGACCCACACAAGGUGUUUGCCAUUGACCCAGACAUCUGGCAUGGCAAGGGUGGAGAUUUCGGCAGCCCCGACCCUGAGGUGGACCAGCAGCCACUGCACCAGCAGUCGCAGCUGCAGUUCAACCCCCAAGAUGUGGCCCCAGAAAUUGCUCCCCCAGGCUGCACCGACCCCGUACAGCCACCAUCGCUGGAGGAGCUGCAGUGGGUGCUGCAGCAGUGUGGCAUCUCGCCCCGCGACCUUGGCCCCCCAACCCCAUCCUGGGCAUCUGCAGGGGAUGCCCCCCAGCAGGACAUUCUGCUCCAGCCUUAUCCAGACCUCAGCCAAAACUGCCUCCAGCCUCCCCCCCAGCAGUGGGUGCCUGCAGUGGAGCAGCCCCCCUUGGAUGCCUACAGCCCCCAAGACCCUAUGCUGCUGGAGCAGCAAGGGGCCAUGACACUGCCAUGCCAGCAGCCAGAGGUCCCCGUCCCUGUGCCCACCCCACAGGAGGUGAUGCUCCUCACUGCUGCCGCUGCCGCCCCUGUGCCACCACCGGAGGAUAACACAGAUGGCUUCAUCCCCAUCCUGGAUGUCAGCGUCUACUACCGGGGGAAGCUCGUCCACCAGGAGGAGGUGGUGGGCAGCCGGUGCCUGCUGGUGUACCAGAGCUCUGACCCGGCGGUGGCCGGGCGCCCCGGGCGCCUGGUGCACUUCCCCAGCCCCGCCGAGCUGGCCGACGGGAAGCAGCGGCAGUUCACCGAGGAGCUGCUGCGCAGCGCGGGGCUGCAGCUGGAGCAGCGCGCCCGCAAGCUCUUCGCCACCCGCCUCAAGAAGUGCAAGGUCUUCUGGGCCCUGUCCCAGCAGCUUGAGGGCACUGUGGGCCUCCCGCCCAACCCGCUCGGCCGGGACCAGGAAACCCCCAUCUUUGACUUCACUGAGUUUUGCACAGAGCUGAGGGACUUCCGCAAUGGCCAAAGGAAGCGGUCCCCUGACUUCACUAUCUACCUCUGCUUUGGGCAGUCCUUCGUGGCCAAGCCUAAGGAGUCCAAGCUCAUCCUGGUCAAGCUGGUGCCCAAGUUCUGCGAGUACUGGUACGAGCAGGUCCUGCGGGAAGGAGCGUCCUCCCUGGACAGCGGCACUGUCAGCCUGCAGCUCUCCGACUCCUUCAGCCUCUUCGAGCUCAUCGAGCAGUACAACAUGCAGCUGGACUGACCCACCCGGGACAGGCACCAGCCGGAGCCUGACGCAUCGGCGGCAGCGCAAAUCGGCAUCCCCCCUGGAACACCGUGGUGGGAUGCUUAUGGUGGGGAACUUUCCUCCUCUGCAUCCCACACCCCAAGGGCAGCUUCGGUGGCCUGUCCUAGAGCUGUCACCUUGCUUUUCCCCUCCAUCAGCUGCUAACAGGUGUGUUUGUGGAGGGUGGUCAUUUUCAGGUUUAUUUUCUUAACUUUUCUAAGUUUAAAUAUAUAUGUAUAGAACGGUGCUUCCUGCUUGCUGAUGUUGCCUGGACAUCUACCCUCACUGUCAGUCUGAGACCUUCACACCCCUGCCCCCAAAACCACAGGAUCUGUGGCCAGCCUUAUCCCAGCAAAGCCCCUGCUGUCAGCGGACCUGUACCAGAGCGCUUCUCACCACCUUCUCUCCCUUACAUUUGUGUAAAUGAGGUGUCUUCCCAUACAUGACAGGAUGCAUUUAUCGAUGCAUUUAUUUCCGCGCAUUAAGGCUGCAAACAUGACUUGGAGGCAAAGUGCGUUGAGGACAGCUUGGCUAAACAAGAAUAGGUCUUCAGCAAGUGCCUCGCCGCUGGCCUGGAGUUACUCACUUGAGAUGUUCUGGAACAACAAGAAGCUGACCAGCCCCACCAGCACCGUGGUAGCAACCACCCAGCCCCUACCCUCACUUGGCGGGACUCAGCACGUACGUACGUGGUGUUCGUGCCCUCCAUGUCUGGCCAGAUGAGCUCCGCGGGGCAGCCGGCCGUGCGGCAGGGCGUCUUCACACACAAGUGCAGCCCCGGCCACUCCUCAGCGAGCUUCUGGACGAUGGACACAACCGCCAUGAGGAAGUCCCAGGCAAACUGGAAACCUUCCAGGCGAAAGGAGAAGGUCUUGCUUACCCACAGCCACCCAACCGCGGCAGCCCCGGAGAUGCUGUGGUGACGCACGCGCCUCUUCCAGCCUGCCAGACCACAGCCAGAAUGGUGGCACCAGCUCCAUUUCUCAAGUUAACCAAGGCCCAUCAGCCUUCAAAGGGUAUUCAAAGCUACGUUGGAAGAGCUCUCCGACUUGGACGGCCCUUUUGCUAAUCACCUGGAGACCCAGCCUGAGAUGGCACUCUGCUGGGACCUCAUGGGGAAGGAUGACCGGUUUGCUCUAUGAGAAGACUGAAAACUUGACUUUCCACUUUCCUGUGAUACUUUGAGAGGAAUCUGACCAGGCUGCAUGGAGAACGAAGAAAUCUUUACUUGAACUGCUGGUGGGUCCUGGCCAGACUAGGGUGUGUGGCAGGGGUUUUCUGGGACACUCUGUCCAGACGGAUGGAAGUGGCAGGGGGGAGCUAAGGGGGGACGUGUGUUCGGGAGUCAUGAAAUAAGGAUCAGGGAUCCUUACCUAUCCUUCCUGCUGGCUUUCUGCACCGAAGCUCCAGGUAGCUGUAGGCUCUCUGGUUAUUCUCUUUGAUCAGCAGAGGUUUGCCAUUGCAUACAAGCAGGCAGGUCGCCUUGGCCACCCAGUGUGUGGAGUAGAAGGAGCAAGCUUUCACCAGGAACCUGCAAGGAGAUUGCCCAUGGCUUUCGCCAGCCUCCUCCCUGCUUCUCACACACUGGGAGAAAGUGUGGCUUUCAACGUGGGCUUGAAAAUGUAAACCCAGUAUGAGUAGAAACAGGGGCAGACACCAAAUGAGGACCCUGCCCUACUAAAAGUCAAGCAGUGAGAGCAGCCUCUUAAGCCAAACGCUGCUUCCAUCUGUCAUGGUUUUGGCUGGGAUAGAGUUAAAUUUCUGCCUAGUAGCUGGUACAGUGCUGUGUUUUUGCUUCAGCCUGAGAAUAAUGUUGAUAAAACACCAACGUUUUAGCUGUUGCUGAGCAGUGCUUGCCCUAACCAAGGACUUUUCUGCUCCUCACACCAUCCUGCCAGCGAGGAGGCUGGGGGUGCACAAGAAGCUGGGAAGGGACAGGACAGCUGACCCCAACUGGCCAAAGGGAUAUUCUCUACCACAGAACAUGAUGCUCAGCAUAUAAACUAGGGGGAAAGCUGGCUGGAGAGCUGCUGCCUGGGAACAGGCUGGGCAUCAGUUGGUGGGUGGUGAGAAAUUGUUUAUCAUUUGCAUCGCUUGGGUUUCAUUUGUCUCUCUUUGUGUUAUUUUACUUUUUGUUAUAAUUGGGGUGUUUUAAAUUUUACCUCCACCAUUAAACUGUUCUUAUCUCA
Strigops habroptila (Kakapo) is the source of this 3785-nucleotide messenger RNA. It is a transcript of the gene IRF7, whose product is annotated as interferon regulatory factor 7. Gene Ontology annotation, biological process: immune system process; regulation of transcription by RNA polymerase II. The coding region runs from base 76 to 1572 and encodes 498 amino acids. NCBI's taxonomy places the organism in Eukaryota, Metazoa, Chordata, Aves, Psittaciformes, Psittacidae. The record is from RefSeq and is a predicted model, not a curated record. The transcript is spliced from 12 exons. Gene Ontology annotation, cellular component: nucleus. Gene Ontology annotation, molecular function: RNA polymerase II cis-regulatory region sequence-specific DNA binding; protein binding; DNA-binding transcription factor activity, RNA polymerase II-specific.